This is a messenger RNA of Moesziomyces aphidis, 1206 nucleotides long. NCBI's taxonomy places the organism in Eukaryota, Fungi, Basidiomycota, Ustilaginomycetes, Ustilaginales, Ustilaginaceae. The record is from the annotation of a GenBank genome assembly.
AUGCUCGUUCUCAACCACAAGCUCAUCCUCCUCGCCGUUCUGGUGCUCGCUCUCUUCUUGAGCAACGCCGACUCUGUCGACGCCAAGAAGCAGUGCCGCGUCAAGCACCAGAAGCACCACCACAAACACCACAAGGCCAACCACCACUCCUCGUCCUCUGCCGCCAGUGGUGCCCAGUCCGGCUCUCAGUCCGAGGCUACCUCGCCCUCUGGCUCGUCGUCCAACUCGUCGUCGGGCUCCUCCGCUUCGUCUGGCUCCAGCUCCGGCUCGGGAUCCGGCUCCUCUGGCUCCAGCUCGAGCUCCAACUCCAACUCCGGCUCUUCGUCGUCGUCGGACUCGGGCUCGGGCUCGUCCUCUUCUUCGUCGUCCUCAUCCUCUUCGUCCUCUUCGUCUUCGUCUUCGUCCGGUAUCUCCAUCUCUGGAUUCUCUCCUCCCCUUGGCAAAGCGGGUGUCGCUGGCGGCAACUCGCUCAAGUGGACUGCCAAGUCGCUCGGAUGGUACUACGACUGGACCCCCAACCCGGACAACCCGAACCGUGGCGACAUCCUCGCCGUGCCCAUGCUCUGGGGUCUGGGCCGUGUCGACCACGACGACGACUGGGCUCGCUUCGAAGCCUUCAAGAAGCUCAAGCCAGGCUCCGCCCCCUUCGUCAUGGGCUUCAACGAGCCUGAUUUCUCCGGCAGCGGCUCGUCCGGCGUGAUCCCCGUCGCCGAUGCCGCCGCCGCUUGGGAGCAGUGGAUCGCCCCUCACGCCCACGCCGGCGCCAAGCUCAUCUCGCCCAGCAUGGCCAUGCAGAAGGACGAGACUUGGCUUGCACCUUUCCUCAAGGCCAUCAAGACCCAGCCCGACAUCAUCGCCGUCCACAUCUUCCAGGACAACAUGGACGGCGUCAAGGGCGUCCUCGAUCAUUUCGCCCAGUAUGGAAAGCCGAUGUGGAUAACCGAAUGGGCGUACCAGGGACCAUCGCCGAAAUAUGCGGACCAGGCUACGGUCGAUUCUAUAGUUAAGCAGAUGGUGGAUCUUUUCGAGAACGAUGAACGCGUCGCAGCAUAUUCGAUUUCGGACGCCAACAAUGGACCUUACGGCGACCUAACACCGAACCAGGCUGGUCAGAGUCUCAGCCAGACGGGCAAGACCUAUCUGGCUUCUGUCGAGCAGGCGACGGGCAAGAACCAGCGCCGCAGCCUCACUCCCGUCCGAAAGUAA